Messenger RNA from Spodoptera frugiperda (fall armyworm), 1990 nucleotides. RefSeq names its product organic cation transporter protein. Gene Ontology annotation, molecular function: transmembrane transporter activity. Gene Ontology annotation, cellular component: membrane. Bases 300 to 1934 code for a protein of 544 amino acids. Gene Ontology annotation, biological process: transmembrane transport. The transcript is spliced from 7 exons. NCBI's taxonomy places the organism in Eukaryota, Metazoa, Arthropoda, Insecta, Lepidoptera, Noctuidae. The record is from RefSeq and is a predicted model, not a curated record.
CUGUAAGUACGUCGCGGGCGUGCGUCUUGUUUCAUAGAGACAAAUUGACUAUGUAUCAACCACGAUAGUGUUUUAAAAAAAAUUCAAUCGCUCAUUUUUUAAUUUAAUUUGUAUUCGUUUUUAAAAAUGCCUUCAUUGCGAUGAUAGGCAACAACAUUGAAGCGUGUUCUUUAUUUGAAAAUAAUCCUGUUCAUAAAUAAAAAAAAAUAUAUACUUUCAAUUUUGACAAUUCAAAUUUUGAUUUAAGAAGACUUAAUUUAUUUUUAAAAGUUUAGUUUUAAGUGAUUAUUUUUUUUAAAAUGGCGAACAAAAAGUGCGAGGACAAUAAGGUGUGUGAAGUUUCAAAAGUAUUUGAAAAUUUUGGUCGAUAUCAAAUAAUUCAAUACUCGUUGAUUUGUUUCCCUGCCAUGUUCGUCACUAUGAUCAACAUUAAUUACAUAUUUGCUGCCGGAGAUAUCAAUUAUAGAUGUCGAGUAAACGGGUGCGAAGACCAGGGCUCAAGUUUCCACCCAGCUUGGUGGCCGAACCAGACCAUAGACCGGUGUUCCUCGCCAGUCCUGCUGGAAGACCAUACUCAACCGUUCUGCACCAAUCAGAGCUUCAGCGAGGAGCUGAAGACCUGCACCGAAUGGGUUUAUGAGUCCAACGAUACUAUUAUUGCUGAGCUAAAUCUGGCCUGUCAACCAUGGAAGAUAAACCUGAUUGGAACCAUCCACAGCACUGGAAUGCUGGUUUCCAUGAUAAUCUCGGGGUGGAUGUCAGAUAGGUUCGGCCGUAUGCCAACGUUCAUAUUCUGCGUAUGCGGAGGCUGCAUCGGCCUCAUCAAGACAUUCGUGACUUCCUACUACGUGUACGUGGUCAUCGAGUUCUUGGAGGCAGCCGUCACAGGAGGCUCCUACGCUGCUGCUAUGGUCAUAUUGGUCGAGAUAGCCAGCGCGAGACACAGGCUGCUAUCAGGAGUAAUUUUCGCGUAUGCUAUCUACCUCGGCGAGUGCUUAUUCGCCGUCAUUGCCAUGUUCGUGCCAUACUGGAAGACUCUACUCCGCAUCAUCAACGGACCUCUCAUCUUCUUCAUAUCCUACAUCUUCAUCAUCCAUGAAAGCCCAAGGUGGCAGAUUGUUAACGGGAAAAUAGACAAAGCAAAGGAAUCAAUCAGAAGAAUUGCAAAAAUGAACAAAAUAAAUAUUGACUAUGAAGAACUUGAUGCUAUAACUGAUGUGGAUCUAAAAAACAAGUUCGAUAUCGCUGAAAACCAAGUGAAGGAGGGUUAUGGUGAAAUAUUCAAGUCCAAAGUGAUUCUGAAGAGGUUGUUAGUGGUGGGGAUGUGUAGGUUCACAUCUAGUUUCGUGUACUACGGGUUGAUGAUCAACUCCGUAUGGUUACCGGGCGACAAGUAUGUGAACUUCUUGCUGUCGACUGUAAUGUCGUUUCCAGGGGAGAUCAUUAGUUUGUAUCUGAUGAACAAGUACGGGAGGAAGAUACCGUUGAUGGCGGGAUACUUUAUCAGUGGAACAGUUUGUGUCAUCUCUGCCUUAGUGCCUGAUAGCUACCUAUGGGCGAAGAUCACGUUGUUCCUGUUGGGUAAGGUGAUCAUCUCCGCGUGUUUCACUGGAGCCAUCACCUACACCAUGGAGCUGUUCCCCACCAGUGUGAGGGGUACUCUGCUCGGUCUGGGCUCCUUCGCGUCCAGACUCGGUGGAAUGCUCGCACCUUUGUCUCCGAUAUUGAACACAAUAUCGACGGCGUUACCAUUCACGUUUUUCGGUUGUUCAGCGAUCAUAACCUCGAUGUCUCUCUUCCUCACUCCUGAGACGAAGAAUACUCCUCUCCAUGACACCAUCAAACAAGUCGAGGAGAGCGAUAGAAGAAGAAAAGAAGAUAAAAAAGAGAAAGCAGUAGCUCAAUCUAUGGACACUAUUAGUAGUCAUAUUUAAGUAGACUUUAUAAUUAAUGUUAAUUUUUUAAGUAAAAACGUAUUAAUAGAUUUGUA